Molecule: messenger RNA, 2120 nt
Organism: Lacerta agilis (Sand lizard)
Lineage: Eukaryota; Metazoa; Chordata; Lepidosauria; Squamata; Lacertidae
Gene: TRMT44
Product: tRNA methyltransferase 44 homolog
Exons: 11
Coding region: 18-1982 (654 amino acids)
Biological process (GO): tRNA methylation
Molecular function (GO): metal ion binding; tRNA (uridine) methyltransferase activity
Source: RefSeq, a predicted model, not a curated record
GUCUUCCGCCGGCCGCCAUGGAGCUGCUGGGGGAGGUCGCCCUGCGGGACUCUGCGCUGCUCCCGGGGGGCUUCUGGGCGGCGGUGGGCGUGUGGCUGGAGAAGCCCCAGGUGGCCAACAAGCGGCUGUGCGGCGCUCGGCAGGACGGGGCUUGGCGGGCCGCUCGGCCCGGGGCAGGCGGGGAGGGGAGCCCCGGGAGGAGGGCGCUGGAGGCCGUGUGCGAGGCCUUCUGCCGCUGCCGCCGCGAGGACUUCCACGCCCUCGGCCUCGCAGGCCCCGCGGAGGAGGAGCUGGAGGUGGUGCUCCGGACGCUCGUGCCCAAGGCUUGCCCUCCCGCGCCCGCCAGGGAGGUGGUCGUCAAAGAUAUAUUUAAUGGGACCAUAACUUUUUUGCCAUUGGUACAAACCCCUGAUGGGAAAUACAAGAUCAAGAAGAGCAAUAUUUAUCAAGUUCGACUUCUGCAUACACAAGACAAUGAAUGGUCUAUUUCAAUGUUUUCAUCACCUCCAGAAAACUACAUUUCAGAUGGAAUUCUGUGCCCUAAAACAACAUGGCUGGGAAGUGAACUGUUGCCAAAACUUGCUAAAUGGUCCACAGAGACCACAAAACGUGAAUUUAAGAGCACACUCUCUCUCAUUUCUGUUGCUAGAUACAGCAAAAUUUAUCAAGAUCUAAAGGAAAAGUACAAAGACAUUGUAAAGGUAUGGCCUGAAGUAACAGAUCCAGAAAAAUUUGUAUAUGAAGAUGUUGCUAUAGCUUCAUACCUGCUGAUCCUUUGGGAAGAUGAGAGAGCUGAGAGAGGAUUGUCCAAGAAACAGUCCUUUGUGGAUCUCGGCUGUGGAAAUGGUCUCCUGGUUCACAUUUUAAACAACGAGGGGCAUCCAGGCAAAGGGAUUGAUGUCAGAAGAAGAAAAAUAUGGGGCAUGUACGGCCCACAGACACACUUGGAGGAAAAUACAGUUAGUCCAGACAAUCUGUAUCCAGAUGUUGACUGGCUGAUUGGAAAUCAUUCUGAUGAGCUGACACCCUGGAUACCUGUAAUUGCAGCCAGGUCUUCCUAUUCUUGCCGCUAUUUCCUGUUGCCUUGCUGCUUCUUUGAUUUCUAUGGGAAGUACAACCGGAGGCAAAGUAAGAAGACCCAGUAUAGAGAGUAUCUUGAUUUUGUUAUGGAAGUGGGAUUUGUAUGUGGCUUUCGUGUGGAAGAAGAUUGCCUUAGAAUUCCUUCAACGAAAAGGGUAUGCCUAAUUGGGACGUCUAGAACAUAUCUAGCAACGCAAGGUGCUGUACUUGAUGAACAGCGAGCACAAUAUAUCAGUCGUCGCCAGUCAAGCGUCAUGGUAGCACCAGAUCAUCAAAUAGACGGAUUUCAUCAACAUGACAGCCUCCCAGCUGCAAACGAUGUCACCAUCUGCCCAGCAGCAGAUACAAAAGAAUCCCAAAAGACAGAUGUGGGGAAAGUCCUAAUAUCUGGAUUUCUGCCCAGGGGAAAAGAACAAGUGAGAAACUGCACUACUCUCCCCCAGGAUCUGGUAGACAAAGUGGUUUUGAAGGUAGCAAAAUUACUGUUAAAGGAAACCAAAGGGGGUCCACUUGAAAUGGCCAAAACGUGGAAUCGAGGAGAGAGUCUCCCCUUGAGUGAAAUUGCAGAGCAUUUGGACAAGGACACUUUAAAAAGGCUGAAGAAUGAAUAUGGAGGCCUCCAGACCUUACUUAGAAACCAUCAUCAAGUGUUUGAAGUUCUAAAUGGGAAAGUUCAUAUUCGUGAUUGGAGAGAAUGGAAACCACCAAGGAAAAAUAAGCCAGGCAAGCAGGGGAAGCAAAGACUUCCUUCCAAAGCAUUUAAAACACGCCUGUGUUGGUUUCACAUUCACCAUCCUCAGGGCUGUCCGUUGUCUUCUGAGCUCUGUUGUUAUGCUCACGGGAGCGAGGAGUUGAAGCCAUCUCUGAAAACAGUGACAAAAGAUAAAGGAUUUGGGAGUUAAACUUACGCUACUUGGAUGGAUUUCUGACUGAAUUUCAUGUACAUUGAUUGUACAGCGGUGACAUUUAUGUUUUGUUCCACUUUAUGCCUGCUCUUCUCCGAGAAUCCCCUGUGGUAAGAGAAUAAAGGUUUUUAAAUC